AUGUAUUCCUCUCCAGGCGCCCGCAAGUCCAUGGACACGAUCUCGUCCAUGUCUCCUCCGGCCACGCGCACCGAGUUCCCGUUCCACAAGUUGGUCACUUUGCCCGGCCCCUCGGUGGCCACGGUUGCGCUAACAGCAGCAAGACAAGGACAGGCACACACUUACCAUACCACGAGACGAGGCUCGAAUGCGAGCUCCAUACACUCGAUAGGGGGGUCUCUCGAUACUUCAUCCAGUACCUGGGCAAAUGCGGUGUUGGAAUCUGGCCAAAACGCCAUAUCGACCUUACUGCAACCGCCCAUCGUUCGGACGGGCCUGCAGCCUCAUACCUCUGCUCCUGCGUCCAGCGCGCAUAAACCUCCUACCGCUCGCGAUAUCCCUCCCGUCACUUUGACGAACAUUCCUCAUAUCGACCCGGCUGAGUUCAAGCCGUACUUGUCGCAAGUUGGCGCCCUGUACGAACAGCUUCGGCGAGUCAAGGAACAAGACGAUGACAGGCCUGGCUCUUCAGGCCGUCGAUCGAGCAAACACGACGAGUUUGGAGACUCCGUCGAUGAGAGUCAUCUCAAGCCCGCAGGUCGGCAGCCCUCGAGGCGGAAAUCUUCCAUCGCAUCAAUAACGUCCAUCUCCUCCCUCGAAGGCCCAGGUCUUUUGCGACGAUCCAGUUCAGGCUAUAGCAGAAAGGGCGCGCAUGGUCCGCCUCCGCUAUCGACGAUACCCAACGUAUACUUUGACGAUGACUUUCAUUUGGAGAACCCAAGGACUUUCGAUGUAGUCAGUGAAAGGUCAGAGGUCGUUCCGCCUGCACCGGGGAGCGUAGACAGCAAAAACGAUGGCAAUGGCAACAUAGUAGCACCGCGAAAAGCCUUGGCCACCAACGCUAUCCUACAAGAGAAACUUUCCUGGUACAUGGAUACAAUAGAGAUUCAUUUGAUCAACUCUAUCUCGACAGCGUCGACGACAUUUUUUACGGCUCUUGGCUCAUUGCGGGAGCUCCAUUCGGAAGCCUCGGAGUCGGUCGAUCGGAUCAAGGCGCUUCGUAAGGAACUUGAAGCUCUGGACGAGGAGAUCGCCACCAAAGGCCUGAACAUCGUUCAGAAGCGCCGGCGGAGAGAAAAUGUGCAGGCUCUCAAUGAUGCGGUUCUCCAACUGAAACAUAUCGUUGAGGGUGUUGCAUCAUGCGAGGCGCUGGUAGAUGCUGGCGAGGUUGACAAGGCUUUGAGUAAUAUUGACACUCUCGAGCUUCUGAUCGCUGGUGAGCACGAUGAUUCGCCCGAGGCUGAACCCCCAGUACUACCACUGGCACGGAUGAGGGAUCUGAGGGCAGCGACAGCUCUGCAAAGUGUCAAUGACGACCUGCAACAGCUCCGGUCUCGAAUUGGAAAAGCCUACGAGACCAAGUUCCAGAGCUUGUUACUAGCUGAUUUACGGAGGCACGUUGAAUCGGUUCAAAGCCGGGAAGUCCUUCUUCGUUGGGGCAGCUCAUCACUGCGGGCAAGGGGGGGCGCCUCAAGAGAGUCUGCCGGCCCACCAGCCUAUCUUGCCUCUACACAAGAACUACGCAAAGCAAUCAUGCCCAAUCUUCAUGGUCUGCACAGAGCUCACCAUAUAUCCGCUGCAAUCGCUGCUUAUCGGGAGAUUGUUCUACGUGAGAUCAAAAAUCUCAUCAGGAGACCGCUACCUAGCUCCAACGACGAUGAUAACGAGUCAAUGAUGUCCGCCUCGACCAUGAGCGGCGGAAAACACCUAUCAAAUCAGGAAAAGUCGUCCAUUUUGUCAAGGAACCUGAGAGCACUGGACCCCAAAGAUGCAGAGGACUUGCUUAAUUCGAUCUACAUUGGCGUUACCGAAACCCUCCGGCGAUUGACUACCCAGGUCAAGGUUCUUCUCGACAUUGCAAGUUGCCUGACAGAGGAAGCCACAGCAGCUGGCCUGAAAUCGCCACCGAUCCGCUCCCCGCUCGCGAGUCCCACGCCUUUCGACCGUGAGUUUCCCCGAUUCGACGAAUCUCCGAGUUUCGAAGUCCAGGAAGAGAUUCACAAGGCAAUGGACAUUGCCAACUUGGUGGGACAGGCCGUCGAUGUUGCGCAGGAUAAGAUUGUCAGGGUGUUGAAAGUACGAUCGGAGCAGAGUACGCAUCUUAGCCUAUCUUGGUUCCUUCGCUACUUCACUCUCAACCUUUUCUUCGCCAACGAAUGUGAAGCGCUCUCAGGACGUAGUGGUACGGCACUCAAGACGUUGGUCAAUGGCCAUAUCAAGGAAUUUGUGCAGCAGCAUGGCGACGCAGAGAAGCAGAAGCUUGCCCAAGGCAUGGAAUCUGACCAAUGGAGCGCCAAAGAUUUCGAUGAAAAGAACAAAGCUCUACUUGAUCAGGUACUCGAAAGCAGUACCAAGGAUGCUGCGGUGUGGUCGGAAGGGACGAAGAUCUGGGAAGAGAAUCCGGAUGAUGUGUCGAAUGGAAGCGCAGCACCGCCUCCCGAGACGAACGGAACCAGUGGUAAAGAAAAGGCGCGCGUCGCGGAGAUUGAAAGCGAAACUUUCUUGCUCCCCAAUUCUGCCAUACUUGGUCUUGAAGGCAUCUCGCACUUCAUGCAUCUCAUCGGCAGUAUUCCGUCCAUGGCAACCGACGUCGCCAGUUCCCUCAUUGGCUAUCUGCAGCUCUUCAACUCCCGCUGUACCCAGCUCAUUCUCGGUGCAGGUGCUACUCGAUCUGCCGGUCUCAAAAACAUCACAACCAGGCAUUUAGCAUUGGCGUCCCAGGCUCUGUCGUUCAUCGCGACAUUGAUACCCCACAUUCGGGAGUUUGUGCGGCGGCAUGCAGGCUCUGGAGCCAGUGUUUCUAGUCUGAUGGGAGAAUUCGACAAGGUUAGGCGCCUAUUCCAAGAGCAUCAGAACAGUAUAUACGACAAGUUGGUCGAGAUCAUGAGCGGUCGCGCGGCACAGCAUUCGAAGUCCAUGAGAGCAAUUGACUGGGACCAUGACGGAAGCCAGUCGACCCAUCCGUACAUGGAGACGUUGGCCAAGGAAACCACGACCCUGCACCGUGUGUUGACCAAGCACCUACCCGAGACCUCGGUACAACUCAUCAUGAGACCUGUAUUCUCAAGCUACAAGGACCAGUUUGGUAGGGUUUUUGAGGUGGCAGAUCCGAAGACGGCCAUCGGCCGCGAUAGCAUGCUCCGUGACGUGGAUUUCUUCAUCACGAAGCUGGGCAAGCUCGACGGGUUCGGAGACGCGGGCGAGUACUUGAAGAGCUUCAUUAACGCCAAGGAAAUCAAGAGCGCCGUCGCGUCACCGCCGCCGGAGAAGCAGGCGGCGGCGGACGGAGGAUCGGAGACGACGGUCUCGGCUAGGAACUCGACUGCUGAGCCGGAGAGCCGGCAAAGUGCGGAUGACUCGGGCAAGACGGAGUCGCCGCCAUCAGGGGCUGGAGAGGAGGAGACUAAGCAGGCACCAUGA
Colletotrichum acutatum is the source of this 3459-nucleotide messenger RNA. RefSeq names its product Vps54-like protein-domain-containing protein. The record is from RefSeq and is a predicted model, not a curated record. Gene Ontology annotation, cellular component: GARP complex. Gene Ontology annotation, biological process: retrograde transport, endosome to Golgi; Golgi to vacuole transport. Gene Ontology annotation, molecular function: syntaxin binding. The transcript is spliced from 3 exons. Lineage: Eukaryota; Fungi; Ascomycota; Sordariomycetes; Glomerellales; Glomerellaceae. Bases 1 to 3459 code for a protein of 1152 amino acids.